AUGGAUUUACAACAUGUACUGCAGACUGACAUUUUGUCCAUAAUAAUGGCCAUAGCGGUUAUUAUUUUACUUUGGAAGUACAUGGGGAAACAGAGAAGUUAUGGACAUUUGCCACCGGGUCCUUCACUAAUUCCUCUUCUUGGUAACUUGUUACAAAUGGAUCUGAAACGACCGGACAAGUCCUACAUGGAGCUCAGUAAGAAAUACGGCUCAGUGUUUACUGUGUGGUUGGGCCCCAAACCUGUAGUGGUGGUCUCUGGCUAUCAGGCCAUCAAGGAAGCUCUGGUAGACCAAGGAGAAGAGUUCAAUGGAAGAGCCAACCCUGCCAUUACCCUGAAACUCUUUAACGAGCACGGGGUCGGAUCAAGUAAUGGGCAGAGAUGGAAAACUCUUCGCAACUUCUCCUUGAUGUCCUUGAAAAACCUCGGAAUAGGAUGCAGGAGCCUCGAGGAGAGGGUCCAAGAGGAAGCUAAGAGUCUAGUGAAAGCCUUCAGUGAAUAUGGAGAUUCCACUGUGAACCCCAAAGAGCUCCUGUUCCAUACUAUCAUCAACCUAUUCUGGUCCAUAGUCCUUGGGCGCAGGUUUGAAUACAACGACCCAGAGUUUCAGAUCUUCUACAAGCCUGUCUAUACAUACUUCGACAUGCUAAAAAGCAAAGUGUCAAUGCUGUAUAACAUUUCCCCCAGAAUCGUUGAGUGCUUUCCAGGAAAACACCAAGAGCUGUUUAAGGCCAUAGACAAGGCCAAAGCUUACAUACGACUAGAAGCAGAUCGUCGCCUUAAAAGCCUGGACACCUCUAACCCCCAGGACUACUUUGAUGUAUUCCUGGUUAAAAUGCUGGAGGAGAAAGAUCAGCCAGGGACUGAGUUCAACUAUGACAACUUGUUUCCGUGUGUGUGGGAUCUGUUUGCUGCCAGCACAGAGACCCUGUCCUCCACCCUAUCACACGCCUGUCUGAUGAUGAUCAAGUACCCUGACAUACAAGAGAAAGUUCAGAAGGAGAUAGACGAGGUGAUUGGCUCGAACAGAGUCCCCACGGCUGACGACAGACAUAAGAUGCCCUACACGGACGCUGUCAUCCACGAAAUUCAGAGAAGUAUGUGUCUUGCUCCCACUGCUGUCCCUCACCAAAUGACCCGAGACACAACGUUCCACAACUACCACAUCCCAAAGGGUACCACGGUGUUUCCACUGUUGUCCUCUGUGCUGUUUGACCCCAAACUGUUCAAGAAGCCAGAUGAGUUUGACCCAGAGAACUUCCUGGAUGAAAAUGGACGCUUUAAGGAAAACAAUGGAUUUCUUGCUUUUGGACUGGGUAAGAUCAUGUUACAAGUGGCUAAUAAAAUAAUAUGA
This is a messenger RNA of Oncorhynchus mykiss (rainbow trout), 1353 nucleotides long. Its product is annotated as cytochrome P450 2M1-like. Gene Ontology annotation, biological process: xenobiotic metabolic process. NCBI's taxonomy places the organism in Eukaryota, Metazoa, Chordata, Actinopteri, Salmoniformes, Salmonidae. Gene Ontology annotation, molecular function: heme binding; oxidoreductase activity, acting on paired donors, with incorporation or reduction of molecular oxygen, reduced flavin or flavoprotein as one donor, and incorporation of one atom of oxygen; iron ion binding. The record is from RefSeq and is a predicted model, not a curated record. Gene Ontology annotation, cellular component: cytoplasm; intracellular membrane-bounded organelle.